This is a messenger RNA of Sciurus carolinensis (gray squirrel), 1776 nucleotides long. It is a transcript of the gene Calcr, whose product is annotated as calcitonin receptor. The transcript is spliced from 15 exons. Gene Ontology annotation, biological process: cell surface receptor signaling pathway; adenylate cyclase-activating G protein-coupled receptor signaling pathway; positive regulation of cytosolic calcium ion concentration. The record is from RefSeq and is a predicted model, not a curated record. Bases 272 to 1750 code for a protein of 492 amino acids. Gene Ontology annotation, molecular function: amylin receptor activity; calcitonin receptor activity. NCBI's taxonomy places the organism in Eukaryota, Metazoa, Chordata, Mammalia, Rodentia, Sciuridae. Gene Ontology annotation, cellular component: axon; plasma membrane.
CAGCCAAGGCAGGCGCCGCGAAGGAAAGCCAGCCCCCCAGACGCCGGGUGGGCUGCGCCUCGCGGGUCGCCAACCUUCCCAGGUUGGAGAGGUGCGCACGUCCGCACCUCACCCGAGGCUGGCAUCUCCUGUCCGGGAGACGGGCGUUGAAGCUUGAGUUCCUGAGUCUCUGGAGCCACCACCUUUGCUGUGCCCUGCCGCCCCGUGAGAGAAUUCCUGCUUUCUCAUUUUGAACUCCAAAGCUACACCACAGCCAACAUUCCUAUCAGCAAUGGUGAUUAAAGCCAGAACAGAAACAAGGAGGGAUUUUCAAACACCAAAAAUGAAGUUCACCAUGACAUGCCGGUGCCUGGCACUGUUCGUUCUUCUGAAUCACCCAACUCCGAUUCUUCCUGCCUCUUCAAAUCUCACUGAUCCAACAUCUAUUCCUGAGCCAUACCUGUAUGUCGUAGGCCGCAAGAAGCUGAUGGAUGCCCAGUACAAAUGCUAUGACCGCAUGGAACAGUUACCACCUUACGAAGGAGAAGGUCCGUACUGCAACCGCACCUGGGAUGGCUGGAUGUGCUGGGAUGACACUCCGGCUGGAGUGUUGACCUUCCAGUACUGCCCAGAUUACUUUCCGGAUUUUGACCCCACAGAAAGGGUUACCAAAUACUGCGAUGAACACGGGGUUUGGUUUAAACAUCCCAACAACAAUCGAACCUGGUCCAACUAUACUAUGUGUAAUGCGUUCACUCCUGAGAAGCUGCAGAAUGCCUAUGUUCUGUACUACCUGGCUAUCGUGGGUCACUCUUUGUCCAUUUUCACCUUGGUGAUUUCCCUGGGGAUCUUCGUGUUCUUCAGGAGCCUCGGCUGUCAACGGGUGACUCUGCACAAGAACAUGUUUCUGACUUACAUUCUGAAUUCCAUGAUUAUCAUCAUCCACCUGGUUGAAGUUGUGCCCAAUGGAGAUCUGGUGCGAAGGGACCCGGUGAGCUGCAAGAUUUUGCACUUCUUCCACCAGUACAUGAUGGCCUGCAACUAUUUCUGGAUGCUCUGCGAAGGGAUCUAUCUCCAUACCCUCAUUGUGGUGGCUGUGUUCACCGAGGAACAACGUCUGCGCUGGUAUUACCUCUUGGGCUGGGGGUUCCCACUGGUGCCAACCACCAUCCAUGCGAUUACCAGGGCCCUGUACUUCAAUGACAACUGCUGGCUGAGCGUGGAAACCCAUCUGCUUUACAUCAUCCAUGGUCCUGUGAUGGCGGCAUUGGUGGUCAACUUCUUCUUUUUGCUCAACAUCGUCCGGGUGCUUGUGACCAAGAUGCGGGAGAACCAUGAGGCGGAAUCCCACAUGUACCUGAAGGCUGUGAAGGCUACUAUGAUCCUUGUGCCCCUGCUUGGAAUCCAGUUUGUCGUCUUUCCCUGGAGGCCCUCCAACAAGAUGCUUGGGAAGAUCUACGAUUACCUCAUGCACUCUCUGAUUCACUUCCAGGGAUUCUUUGUGGCGACUAUCUACUGCUUCUGCAACAAUGAGGUCCAAACCACCGUGAAGCGCCAAUGGGCGCAGUUUAAAAUCCAAUGGAACCAACGCUGGGGAAGGCGCCCCGCCCGCCGCUCUGCUGCUCGCGCCGCGGCGGCAGCUGCUGAGGCGGGCGACAUCCCGGUGUACAUCUGCCACCAGGAGCCGAGGAACGAUCCCGCCAACAACCAAGGCGAGGAGGGUGCUGAGAUCAUCGCCUUGAACGUCAUCGAGCAAGAGUCAUCCGCUUGAAUGUGAAGCAAACACAGCAUCGUGAU